AUAUUUCUUCAAGUCAAGAUCCUCUACCCGAAGUCGACUUAUGAAGUGUUGAGGCGACGGUAGACAACCCUUUCUUCACAUUUCGUUGGUUUCGGAUUAUACCGGUUAUGCUCAACUAUUGUCGUGGAUGUGUGUGAAGUCGGAGUGGAUAAAUAGGCCAAGUAAAAAGUUUAUCCGGUUGUCUAAUUAAGGAAUUUCUUUUUAUUUUCAGCAACUACAAGCAUUCCGCUAUUUCCUGUAGGUCCAGUCGGCUUUUAGGCUAUUUCGUAACCUAAUUUUCUCGAUGCAGGGACAAGCUUCUAUUUUCUUAUUUUUUGCAUUUGUUUGACUUAGCCUACAUCUUUCGGAUGUUUGUGGAAAGACUUUUUUGGGAAUGAAACUUUGUUCUGAAGCUUUCAUGUAACUGUGUCUUCGAGUUCACCCCUGCGGAUUUCGCUACCGGGAUAAGAAGGACUAAAACGUAACUUGUUGUAAAUGGAUCGUCAUUCCAGUUUCAUUUCCAUUUGGCUACAAAUGGAACUCUGUGCCAUGGCUGUUCUUCUUACUAAAGGAGAAAUACGGUGUUACUGUGACGCCCCCCACUGCGUGGCCACUGGCUACAUGUGCAAAUCGGAACUGAACGCCUGUUUCACAAAGGUGUUGGAUCCUAUGAACUCGAACUCUCCGCUCACGCACGGGUGCCUAGAACCCAUAGCGAACGCCGCGGAUGUAUGCAGUGCUAAGAACACAGACGCACUAAGUAGGAGCUCUUCCACGCUAGAUUGUUGUCACGACGACAUGUGUAACUACAGGGGCCUUCACGACCUUGCGCACAGAGAAUCGGCAGACCACGGCAGGUAUCAGCCAGAUAACAGCAACCGAAACCUGGUCACGCGCGUACAGGAGCUGGCCUCCGCCAAAGAGGUGUGGUUCCGGGCAGCGGUGAUCGCGGUGCCCAUCGCCGGCGGCCUCAUCCUGGUCCUCCUCAUCAUGCUGGCGCUCCGGAUGCUUCGCAGCGAGAACAAGAGGCUGCAGGAUCAGAGGCAGCAGAUGCUUUCGCGGCUCCACUACAGCUUUCACGGCCAUCACACCAAGAAGGGCCACGUUGCCAAGUUGGACCUGGAGUGCAUGGUACCCGUCACGGGACAUGAGAACUGCUGCCUCACCUGCGACAAGAUGAGGCAGGCCGAUCUGGGGAGUGACAAGAUAUUAUCUCUGGUGCACUGGGGAAUGUACAGUGGCCACGGGAAACUGGAGUUCGUAUGACUUCCUUUUCUAAGUUCAUUUGACUUGACUUGUAUCACCUGCCCUGACCCCCCCCCCCACCCCCCCUGAAAAAAAACAGCCAAGACUGCCUCCUCUUCUCGUUGGGGUUUCUCUUUUUACUUAAAAAAAAUGAAUGAAUCCCACUUAUUUUGUCCAUUGUGUACUUAAGUUUCUUUUCAAUGGAGGACUAAAAACAAAGAGGUUGGAACCGAAUGCAAGCCUUGUGGUUUUUUGCUAAAGGAGCACUUUACUUGAAAAUGAAAGGCAAACCAACGAGGAGCUGUAUUUAAACUUGAGAGGACAGGACUGACUGAGGGACUGAGAGAGCUCUGUCAAAACCCUGUCUGACUGUGGAUCCUGGACACAUUGAGCGCUGAAGGAUUCCAAAUCUGUCUUAUUUGCACAUUUGUAAAAAAUUAUAAUUUGUUAUUACAAAUAAAAGUUGUUUUUGCUUAAAAACAAAAGCUAAAUAGAAGAAUUUUACACUGACACCAGGGUACACAAACUGACUUCUUGAGGAGUAACAGAAUUCAGCGUUGACUGUAGAUGCACACUCCUGUGUCUGUUUCCUGAUUCAAGCUUAUUGUAAAGAUUUCAAAUAUAUAUAUUUUUGUCUGAAAGAA
This is a messenger RNA of Esox lucius (northern pike), 1868 nucleotides long. RefSeq names its product BMP and activin membrane-bound inhibitor (Xenopus laevis) homolog a (gene bambia). NCBI's taxonomy places the organism in Eukaryota, Metazoa, Chordata, Actinopteri, Esociformes, Esocidae. The coding region runs from base 475 to 1245 and encodes 256 amino acids. The transcript has 3 exons. The record is from RefSeq and is a predicted model, not a curated record. Gene Ontology annotation, molecular function: frizzled binding. Gene Ontology annotation, biological process: transforming growth factor beta receptor signaling pathway; positive regulation of canonical Wnt signaling pathway; negative regulation of transforming growth factor beta receptor signaling pathway.